Haliotis rufescens (red abalone) is the source of this 1687-nucleotide messenger RNA. RefSeq lists its product as uncharacterized. Gene Ontology annotation, molecular function: pigment binding. The transcript is spliced from 10 exons. The record is from RefSeq and is a predicted model, not a curated record. NCBI's taxonomy places the organism in Eukaryota, Metazoa, Mollusca, Gastropoda, Lepetellida, Haliotidae. Bases 86 to 1324 code for a protein of 412 amino acids.
CCUACGUGCUACCCUAUAUAUAUAUCUACACAGCAUAUGAAGAGCAUAUAGUCUUCUUCAUGGCCAGUUAACAUCGUCAUUCAACAUGUUGGAUUCCAUAAUCAGCAAAAUGUUAGCUGUCAUUCGUCUUGCGCUUUUCUCAGCGAGUGUCUUUGUGUUUGUUAAAGGCAAUGAUUGCAUCGUAGACGAUAUAAAGGUCCAAGCGAACUUUGAUACAGAUAGGUAUAUGGGGAAAUGGUACGAGUAUAAAUGGUAUGCCCAAUCGUUCAUACCGGAAGAGGAAAGGUAUGCAGACUACUACCACUAUUACAUUCCUACCGAUGACAAAAAUAUCACCAACUACAUCAGUGGGCGUGAUCCAUCGAAGCCUGACGGGGAGUGUUUCUUUUACCACCGGGAACUCAUCCCGACUACAGUGCCUGGGAGGUUUAUCUGGCAAGACACCCCAUCAGAUGCAAUGUCCUACUGGGUGUUAGAAACAGACUACACCCAGUACGCCUUUGUGUACGCCUGCUCAAAUGUAUCCUCCACCCGCACAUGUACUCAACCCCGGGCAUGGAUCUGGAGUCGCACCAAGAUCAUUCCUCAGAUUGUAAUGGAUCGAGCCCCUUCGUUCUUCAACAGGACCUGCCUUAAUGAGACCUCCUUCCUGGAUACUAAACAGGACAAGGAAUGUGAUAUACCAGCGCAGUACAGGACAACAGAGGGUCAAAACUGCAAUGUUUCAACAUUUCAAAUACAACAAGACUUCGACAUAGCCAAGUACUCUGGGAGCUGGUAUGAAAUGAGAUGGUUGGCUCAGUCCUACAUUCCACCGUCUGAACUUUUCCAAGACUAUCAACACGAGUACGUUGUGGGAAGUGACGGGCAAGUGUCCGCCUUCAUCAGAGGAAGGAACAAGCAAGGCUGUUUCUACAGGGAGGCCAUAAUGGAACAGUCAGAAACCCCGGGGAAGUUUACCCUCAAAGUGAAAGGCAACAGUGAUGAUCAGUAUCCAUACUGGGUCGUUGACACAGAUUACAGCAGCUAUGCUGUCAUGUACGGAUGCUUGAAGAUGAACAACAGCGAGUGUGUAUCUGCCAGAUCCACUGUGUGGAGCCGCCGCCAGACCUUGUCUCCACGGCUACAGUCCCGAGCCAAUACCAUCCUACAGAUGUUGUGUAUAAACCCUGCAGCAUUCCUUCUGACGUCACAGAAAAAUGCCUGUCCCCCGUACUUCGGACAGUCAGCCUGUGAACCAGCCAACGGGUCCGUGAACGUUGUCAACACUCCACUGAUGACUACCGUUAUUGCCAUGAUGAUGCCCCUUCUAGUCUUCCAAUAGUCACGACAUGGCUGAAGUAAUGCAAAGCGUUAACAUUAAACUCACUCAUUCACUCCAAUACUUAGCUCUUACAUCUGUUUCUCAAAGAGUGGGGCGUUGGGGAAGGCCACUGGUUAAAGCGUUCGCUCGUCAUGCCAAAGGCCGGGGUUCGAUUCCCCAUAUGGAUGGUGAAGCCCAUUGCUGGUGUCUCUCGACGUGACUUUGCUAGAAUUGCUAAAAGCGGCGUAAAAUUAUACUUACUCAGCCGCCCACUUUUACGCUUAAAUGACUUGAACUGACGUAUAUACCUCUAUGUAUGAUGUUCAUGGUUGUUUUUACUACUAUAUUGAUUAUACAUUGUAUAAACCGAGGUACAAAACAAAG